Molecule: messenger RNA, 792 nt
Organism: Ipomoea triloba (trilobed morning glory)
Lineage: Eukaryota; Viridiplantae; Streptophyta; Magnoliopsida; Solanales; Convolvulaceae
Exons: 3
Coding region: 1-792 (263 amino acids)
Source: RefSeq, a predicted model, not a curated record
AUGGGACAUUAUUUGAAUAGAAAGCAGAAUGGGGUAGUUGGUUGGGGUGCCCUCAAGUUGGACAUGACAAAGGCUUAUGAUCGUAUGGAGUGGUCAUUCCUUCGCAGGAUGUUGUUGGCUCUGGGUUUUGCUGAUGAUUGGGUAAAUGGUGAGAUCAUUGGGCAGGUCUCCCCGACUCGAGGAAUUCGACAAGGAGAUCCGCUCUCACUAUAUUUGUUCAUCAUUUGUGCAGAGGAUGAUAGCCUCUUGUUCUUCAAAGCCAAUGCUCAGGAAGCUGGGGUUAUUAAGCAAUGUUUGAACAAGUAUGAGGCAAUGUCGGGGCAGGCUGUUAAUUUUCACAAAUCUAGUGUGUGUUUUAGUAGGAAUACGUCUGUGGCUGACAGGGACGAAGUGGCAGCGGUUGUGGGUGUUAAUCAAGCCCCUAACUUUGGUAAAUAUCUGGGUCUGCCUUCCUUUGUAGGGAGAAAUAAGAAGGCUGUUUUAUCGUACAUUGAGGAUAAAAUCCGACACAGGAUUGGCUCAUGGAAUAAAAGGCUGCUUUCUCGGGCUGGUAAGGAGGUUCUCUUGAAAAGUGUGGCACAAGCUAUGCCUACCUUUUCUAUGAGUGUUUUCUUGCUCCCUGAGUCAGUCUGUCUGUCAAUUGAAAGAGUCAUGAAUCGAUAUUGGUGGGGUUCAGGAGGUGAUAGAGGCAUUCAUUGGAAGGCAUGGGAUCGUCUAUGUGUCCCUAAAAAGUAUGGUGGGUUGGGGUUUAAGGAGCUAAGGGCUUUUAACCUGGCAAUGCUGGGCAAAUAA